AUGGCCAAGAAGAGGAUUGCGGUCAUUGGAGCUGGGGCGAGUGGCUUAGUCUCCAUCAAAUGCUGCUUGGAUGAAGAUCUGGAGCCUGUGUGCUUUGAGAUGACCAGUGACAUUGGGGGGCUCUGGAGAUUCCAGGAGCAGCCUGAGGAAGGCAGGGCCAGCAUUUACAGGUCUGUGAUCAUCAACACUUCCAAAGAGAUGAUGUGCUUCAGUGACUUUCCCAUCCCAGAUGACUACCCCAACUACAUGCACAAUUCCAAGAUCAUGGAAUACUUCCGGGUGUAUGCUAAGCAUUUUGACCUUCUGAAGUACAUCCGCUUCAAGACUAAAGUACAUAACAUCAGCAAGUGCUCAGACUUUGCUCAAACAGGCCAGUGGAAUGUUGUCAUAGAGACCAAUGGGAAACAAGAGUCAUCUGUUUUUGACGGGAUCAUGGUUUGCACCGGCCACCAUACCAAUGCCUACCUGCCGCUGCGCUCAUUCCCAGGCAUAGAAAAAUUCAAGGGGUGCUACUUCCACAGCCGAGAUUAUAAGGACCCCAAAGAGUUCACAGGAAAACGGGUUGUUGUAAUCGGCAUAGGGAAUUCGGGGGUGGAUAUUGCUGUGGAGAUCAGCCAACUAGCCAGCCAGGUUUUCCUUAGCACCAGACGUGGAGCCUGGAUCAUGAAUCGUGUUGGGUAUGGAGGAGAGCCCCAAGAUACUUAUUUUAACAGGCGCAUCGUCUACUCCUUCCUCAAAUACAAUUUCAUUCGAAGGUCUAUCCACUUUAUAGCACAGCAAACAGUAAACACAAAGUUUGACCAUGCCAUGUACGGACUCCAGCCUCAGCACAGUCUUGACAGCCAGCAUCCAACCAUCAACGAUGAAAUCGCAAACCGGAUCAUUUCUGGCCGAGUGGUGGUGAAACCAAACAUCAAGGAGUUCAGCGAAACAUCUGUCCUCUUCGACAACGGCAGCAAGGAGGACGAUAUUGAUUUUGUUAUUUUUGCCACGGGAUACAGUUUCUCCUUUCCUUUCCUUGAUAACUGCAUCAGUGUUGUUGACAACCACGUCACCCUGUAUAAAUAUGUCUUUCCACCUCACUUGGAGAAGCCAACCCUAGCGAUCAUUGGCCUUGUCCAGCCUCUGGGGGCUAUCAUGCCCAUUUCAGAAAUGCAGGCCCGCUGGGUUACACGUGUGUUUAAAGGGCUGUGUGGACUGCCUUCAGCAAGUGAAAUGUUGGAUGACAUUCGCUCCAAGGAAAAGAAAAUGGCCAAACGGUACGUGAGAAGUCAUCGGCACACAAUCCAAGUGGACUAUAUCGCAUACAUGGAUGAGAUAGCUGCUCUGAUCCCUGCGAAUUUCAAUGUAUGGCGGCUUUUCCUCACGGAUCCUAAGCUGGCCUGGUUGGUUUUCUUUGGGCCGUGCUCACCAUAUCAGUACCGUCUGGAAGGACCAGGAAAAUGGGACAAUGCCAGAAAAGCUAUCCUGACCCAACGGGAACGGAUCGUGAAACCCUUUAGGACCAGGGCAGUAUGUGACUCCACCCACCAAUCCAAACAGCAUUUUUUCUUUAAGGCCUUGUUAGCAGUUGCUCUAGUUACCGCAUUCCUAGGAUGGUUCAAAGCAUUGUCUGCCUUUGUUAUAUAGUAAUAUUCUGAGGACAACAGAGAUUUUCUGCUUGGGAUUUUAUUUAUCUUGGGAUUUUAUU
This is a messenger RNA of Euleptes europaea (tarantolino), 1690 nucleotides long. RefSeq names its product flavin-containing monooxygenase 5-like. Gene Ontology annotation, molecular function: flavin adenine dinucleotide binding; NADP binding; N,N-dimethylaniline monooxygenase activity. Bases 1 to 1629 code for a protein of 542 amino acids. The transcript is spliced from 8 exons. NCBI's taxonomy places the organism in Eukaryota, Metazoa, Chordata, Lepidosauria, Squamata, Sphaerodactylidae. The record is from RefSeq and is a predicted model, not a curated record.